UUGGUUUGGAACAAAAACUAAAGAAGAAGAAUAAUUAAGAGGAACACAACUCCUGGCAGCCACAAAUGCUGAGAUAACUAAGAAUUUUGUAUUGUUUUGUGUAGUAAGAGACGUGUUUCCUUGUGCAAUGGCCACGUAUUCCAACCAGCAUUGGCUGCUCUCGCACAUACGCAACUCAUUCAUCUCCACAGAUGAUACGGGCAUAUGCGAGACUGUAAUGCUCAGCGACGAUAUGCCCAAGCGUUAUUUAUGGAAAUUUCAAACUGCCAACACAGCUAUGGAAGCUUAUAGACGCAGCCAUCGAGCCGCGCAGCAGCGUAAAUCGCAAAUUCCCAAAACUCCAGACACUGCCACGCCUAUGCAACGAACUGGGCCACUGCAGCAUAUGAUGCCACCGCGAAUAGCGGAUCCGCCGCUGCACGAAGUUGAUUUCGUGUGCUAUCCCGGACUCGAUCUGAGCGAUGAUGAGGAUCUGGAUAUGUCGACGCAUUCGUUUGACAUACAAAUGUAUCCCGAAGUGGGCGCCCAUCGAUUUCGCUCCAAUACAGCGCAGAAGCUCGAAAAACUGGACAUAGCCAAGCGCAAAGCAGCGCGUAUUAAAAGCAUUAACUACAAUGAGGAAGUGUUACCGCCGGAUCGUAAAGAUUUCUUCAAACGGAAAGUGCUUAUAGAACAACCUAUUGAUAAGCCCUCCACAUCAGCCGCAGCGGCAGUAAGAGCAACAGCAAUUAAUCGAACGGAAUUAGCCAGCGACGAUGAUCUUUCCGAUGGCGGUGUCAAAAGUAUGCUAUCGGAGCAAAUGGCUAGAAGUCCGAAGCAGACGCAAAAUCGUUUCAUUGAGUAUGCGCGCUUUGAUGGAACCGCCCAGGUGGGCAUGCCCACGAAGAGAAUCAAUGUUUAUGUAAAUAUGCUGCCCGAGCCGGAGCGCAAUUAUCCGCUCAAAAUCUGUGUACUAUCCACGGCGAAGAUCAUAGAGGUCAUUGGCUUGGUUUGCUACAAGACUACCCUACAGUAUCCAGAUGCAGUGCAGCUGCAAUCUGUGCAGCACUAUGCAUUAUAUAUGACGGAAGACAAUGAUGAUAUGGAUGAUUUUCCACCACUGGACAAUCGUGAGCCGUGCUCCAAGUUUGGUUUCUCGCAUUUGACAUUGGCCGAGCGACGACCUUUGGCGCCGGUCACCCGCAUUGACUAUCACAAUCAGCUGGGCACAAAGUCCAUGACAUCCGAGGAGGAUAAAGCGGCGAUGGCGGAUGCUGCACUGAAUGCGCUGCAAAAUUUCAAUUUAAACGGCGAUGUGCCGGAUGCCGGCGGAGGAGACAGCCCGCUAGAUCAUAUUAAGGAGUAUGAGCAGCGCCUGCUUAAUCAUAAUGAUAUGCUGGAAGCACCCAUGCAUCGUACCUAUCGAGUCAGCAUCAUCGACAAGCGCUUCUUCAAGUGUGACGUUACGCUGGCCGUGUCUGGGGAACGCAUCGAGAUCGAUCAGCACAAGAACACCAAAUUCUGGACGCAACGGAAGCCACUGUCGACGCCCAUAGAGCUGGUGGCGCAUUGCGAGAUCGUGGAGCAGCGGCAGCUAAAGGCGCUGCUGCGCAUUUGGCUAAAAUCCAACUCUUCCAGCAGCCUGCCCACUAGCUGCACUUCGGCACCCAGCACGACAAGCAUUACGACGUUGAUCGCGGGCAAUGCGAAUUCGAGCUUUGUCCAUUCACCUGCCAGUCCGCGUUACCCGUGGAUGUACUCCAGUUCAGGUUUUGGCUUCUUCACCACCAUAUCCAACAUUCGUUUCAAGCACUAUGACUUCGUUACGGAUGUACAUACGGCCGAGCAGAUACGCAACAAGCUGAAUUGCAUACUGGAGAUGCGUGCUAGCGAUAUACGACGCGAGUUCCUACAGCAGCGCGAACGGAAACAGGAGAAACAGCUGGCCAAGCGCCAGCUCAAGUUGUAGUAUUUUGUUCCUAUAUUGCUGGCCAAGCUGUGUCGCCUCGCAUCGAGUUGCCUGUUGUGCCGCCUAGCGUGCAGUAGACGUAACUCUUGAGGUCAAACUACUUUUGUCUGUCGCCGGCUAAUCAAACAGCUCCCCCCGCCUCAUCCCCUCUCACUCUCCUAUCUCCUCUCACUUUCCUAUCUCCAAUCCUUCUGCCUAGCUCCCUCCAAACACCCGAUGAUGUUGUAUUUUAGUUGCUAACCUAAAGAGGCGUGUGGUACACACGUUUCGCAUAGCCUAUAAGUAUUUAUUGAAACACUUAAGUAACUAAAAACCAAUCCGAAGUGCAAAAUGAAAAAUAAAUAGCAUCAAAGUUCACAAUUAUGCUGAAAGACAAACACUGUGCUAUCAGCU
Drosophila hydei is the source of this 2341-nucleotide messenger RNA. It is a transcript of the gene Sin1, whose product is annotated as stress-activated map kinase-interacting protein 1. Gene Ontology annotation, molecular function: phosphatidylinositol-4,5-bisphosphate binding. Gene Ontology annotation, biological process: TORC2 signaling. Bases 128 to 1948 code for a protein of 606 amino acids. The transcript has a single exon. Lineage: Eukaryota; Metazoa; Arthropoda; Insecta; Diptera; Drosophilidae. The record is from RefSeq and is a predicted model, not a curated record. Gene Ontology annotation, cellular component: plasma membrane; cytoplasm; TORC2 complex.